AUGGGAAAUAAAUCACAAAAAUAUGAAACAAAGGAUUCUUCUCAAUUACUCAUAAGUAUAUUUUCUAUUCAAAUCAGGCUAAUUUUCGAAGACUUUGGAUUCGUCACAAGUUGAAAAUUCAAAAAUAUUAGUUUACGAAAAUAAAUAAUCAUAAUGUUGCACUUGCUUUGGGCUAAUCAAAACUUAAGUUGUUGAAAUUAAACUUUUUUGGGUUGAUUACACCCAAAGAAAAUUAAAUUAAGGGGAUUUUAAACAUUAUGCAUGGGCAGAUUUAAUAAAAUUAAGUUUAUAGAACAUAGAUAUAAAUAAUUUUGAAGAUCAAUAAUAAAUCUUUUUAAAUACAAUAAAAAUGAUUAUAAGUAGCUAUGAAUCCAAUUCUUACUUUGAUUAAAACUAAAUUUCUAAUCAUUUUGAAUAAAUAAAAAUUAAUAUCUUUGAGUAUUACGAAGAAGAGGCUAAUACAAUUUUCGAAGAUAGAAAAAAAUCACGAAAAAAUGAGAAAUAAUUCUUUAAAGAAGUAAUGGGAGUAAUAAACUAAUAAAUUAAAAUUGCUAAUCAUCCAUGUGGAUUAAUUUUAUAAAUUUUUUAAAAUUAUAUUGUUGAUUAUGCUGGAUCUUAAGUUUGGUUUAGAGAUUCAUUUAGAAGAGAUAAAUAUAAGGAUUAAUUAAUCAAGAGUACUGAACUUUGUGAUGAAAUCAUAGCAUUUCUUAAAUUCUUUGUAAAUUGUAUUGACAGUUACUAUACAAUUGACUAAUUCAUCAAAUAAACUCAAUUAUUAAAUUGCUUUACCGGAAUAAAUUAAAUAGCAUUUGUAAUCAAUAUACUAUUUUUGGACGAACGAAUUUAUUUUAAAAUUUUAAAGGGUUUCUCUGAACUUUAUUCAUGUGAAAACUACAAAUAUUAAUCCAACUUAAAUCUGUUAAGACAUUAUAAUAUUGAAGAUUUUGAAGUUCAUAAGUUAUUAUAAUUAAAUUCAGAUUUUAAUAUAUCACAUUAACACUAAAUAUAAUUUUCUGAUUUUGGAGACUUAAUUUAACCUUAUUAAUCAGCAAUUGAUGUUUUAAAAUAGUUAGAGUAUAUUAAAUCACCAACAAAUUAAUUGAAAGUCAUAUCUUAGACUUUCUAAGAAAUCAAUAAUUGCAUAAAAGAAUAUUAUGAAAAUCAUCCUGAACUUGAAGCUUUAGAGAGCUAUGGUACGGAUGAUAUUGUUCCUAUUUUAACAUAUUUAAUUGUUAAAUGUAAUAUAAAAAAUUUUGGAAUCAUUUUAAAAGUAUUUUUAAUAUUUUAUUAGAUUAUUGAAGCAUUUACACCAAAACAAAUUAUGACUGGAAUACUUGGAUAUUACUUAGUGACUACAUAAGGUUGUUAUAUGAGAAUUUGUCAAUAUGGAAAAUAUGAGGAGGGUAGUAAUACUAUUUAAAAGUCUAAAUCAGAUGUCUACAAUUAAAAUUGA
Molecule: messenger RNA, 1453 nt
Organism: Paramecium sonneborni
Lineage: Eukaryota; Ciliophora; Oligohymenophorea; Peniculida; Parameciidae
Source: the annotation of a GenBank genome assembly